Molecule: messenger RNA, 963 nt
Organism: Musca vetustissima
Lineage: Eukaryota; Metazoa; Arthropoda; Insecta; Diptera; Muscidae
Exons: 3
Source: RefSeq, a predicted model, not a curated record
AUGCCGGAGAAUAAUGAUGACGAUGUUGUUGAUGCCAUCGCCACGGACAAUGAGAACGUUCAGUGGGUAAAAUUAAAUCAUUGUAAACAACGAAGAGUUCAUUGGCGUUCCACACACAACUCGGCCGAUGACUAUACAUGCAUGGAACGACGCAGCAAUAUUAACGACACAACAAUCUAUGGUGUUGCAGCCAAACAACACAAUCCAACUCCAUCGAACACAAACACAUCGACACCACCUCUAUACACACCAUUGGCCACAACCGCAUCCAUCACACUGGCACCCACGCCCUUAUCCCUUUGUGCUGCUGUUGAAGAUAUGGCGGCGUCAGCGUCACCGUCCGCAUCUUCGUAUCCCCUAAUGAGAGCGGCAACAGCAGAUGCCACAUUUCCCCAUGCCAGCGCAGGUGGGGGUAGUCUUGGCAGCGGCGACAGCAACAGCAGCCUUAGCUGCUGUGCCAGCAACAACAGCAGUAAACAAAAUCUAAACAACAGUUCAUUAACACUGCCAGCAUCGCCGGUGCCUACGGCGGAUUAUAAUAACAGCACCAUUACGAACACCACCCCGUCAAUGGCAUGUUUUUCUCCAAAUUCAACAACGACAACAUCUUCAUCGUACAAUACAGCAAAUGCAAUGCCGGCAUUUAUGCCUACCUGUUCCAAUCCAAACAAACAAUGUGUUUUUAAUUUAACCAAUUCACCACCCAUUACACCCGAACCGUAUCCCUAUCGUAAAUCGCUAUCGUUCUCCACACCCAUAUCAACGACUACAACUCGUCCAAAAAUAACUCGCAAUUCUAGCCGACAUAGCUUGGGAAAUUAUGCCGUAACACCAGCAUCAAUGACAGCAUCAAAUACUGGACAUCAUCAUCCACGACGUAGUAGCCUCUGGCCUGAGGCGUUAAUGAUAAAUACCCGGAAUUUUGCAACAAAGGAUAAUGAAAGGCGUACAUCGAAUUUGACG